AUGUUCGAACCACAAUGGUCAAGUAGGAAGCGCGAAAGAGAAGAUGAGAAUGAUUUUGGUACAUCGGGCUUUGGUGCUCACAGAAGUAAACGACACAUAGCAAAUCUACCACAUCGAACCUCACCACAUGCCAAACGUCAGGGUGCACACCCUUUUACCCUAAAUCAUUCCACCCCAGCACCCACUAUCGCUCCCGCGGACUCGGACUCGGAGGGAACUUCCACCAUUGCGGACCCGACAAACUCAUUUUAUUCAUGGACCUCAUCGCCAUUGACAGCGGUCAAACAAAACCAUGAAGACGAUCAAAUGCACAGUCAGAGCGAAACUUUUCUCUCGAGUCAAAUGUCGGAUGGACCAAUUUAUUCGGAUGACUUCGAUAUGACUGAUAGUGGUAUGCAUCUAUCUCCCGGACCAUUCCAGCUAGAUCCCUCUAUCACCCUAGCCAAUCGAAUUCCCACUCCAAUCCACAGUUCAUUCUCCGCCUAUCUCCGACCAGAUAAACCACUCCACCCCACUCUCUUAGAACCCAACCUCACCACCGACGAAGCAUACAUCGAUCGUUUUCGUCGCGGUCGACGCCUCCCCAGUCCCAUUAGUGAAGGUGAAAUGAGCCCCAGCGUCAUCGUCAACGGAAUCAACGAUAUGCAAAUGGAAGUCGAGCCUUCCUUUCCCUCGCCCGAAUUCGAUAAAGAAAUUCCCACUCCCCAUAAGAAAGGCCAUACUCGUUCCAAACAUAGCUUGCGGAACUGGAACGGAUCCACUGGGGAUCUUGCGGGCAACGUCAACGGGGUGGGAACGAAGAAAAGCUUUAGUAUGGGAUAUCGGGCGGAUUGUGAAAAGUGUCGGAAUAAGGUUCCGGGACACUUUAGUCACAUAAUUACAUAUUGA
This is a messenger RNA of Sclerotinia borealis F-4128, 888 nucleotides long. The record is from the annotation of a GenBank genome assembly. NCBI's taxonomy places the organism in Eukaryota, Fungi, Ascomycota, Leotiomycetes, Helotiales, Sclerotiniaceae.